Messenger RNA from Rhagoletis pomonella (apple maggot), 1172 nucleotides. Its product is annotated as vascular endothelial growth factor receptor 3-like. Gene Ontology annotation, molecular function: transmembrane receptor protein tyrosine kinase activity; ATP binding. The record is from RefSeq and is a predicted model, not a curated record. NCBI's taxonomy places the organism in Eukaryota, Metazoa, Arthropoda, Insecta, Diptera, Tephritidae. Gene Ontology annotation, biological process: cell surface receptor protein tyrosine kinase signaling pathway; positive regulation of kinase activity; multicellular organism development. Gene Ontology annotation, cellular component: signaling receptor complex.
CAGAAUAAUAACGGUGCACAAAGGACCAUGAUGUAUUCCUAAUGUAAAAACAAAAAAUAAUGUGUUCGAAACUUUUAUACGUGCCGUGUAUUACAUUGAUGCUUUCCUUAUUAACGACCGCUGCUUUGCGAAUGGAAGCAUCCACUACAAUGAGCAUACACAGCGCUGGCGCUCCCACUAAGCUUCUAACACAACCUGGAGAAAUAGCAGGCAUCAGCACCAAUGUUACGUUACACGAAAAGGGCGACAUUGUACAAUUUCUAAUUAGCUGGGAUGACAACUUGCCAAAGGGUACAUCAUAUAAUGUUAUUGUGACUGCAUUAAAUUCAACGGAAUGUAGUGAGCCUCCCUGCAGUGUCUAUGGAAUUAUAAAAGAUGCGAAACAAGUGAUUAUACCAGAAAAUCCUAUGACACAAGUGGAUCAAAAUGAAUGUGGUUUCAUGUUUGGAUGCAAUUAUUCCGUAAUGGUGGAAACAUCGAAUACAGCGAUGUCACAACAUUCGACAGUGUCGGUGCCAUAUUGCAUUAAGGAUGUUUGUUCCUGUCGACAUGCUGAAAAACUACCCAAAGUCACAUCGUCCGUCCAUAUACCCAAUAAUGAAACGAUAAUUUACAAUUGGUCAAUAAGAUAUGAAAACGGCAGCAAACAUUUCCAGUACGAUGCAAAGGAAUCAGAUGAUCACUGGAAGUUGUAUUUAAUUAUCAGCGAACAAACAAAUCCGUCCUUAUCAUGGGGUGGAAGACUUAUACCCAUCACGGAGCAUUUGUAUCCAAUUAAAAAUUUAACGCUCCUUAAGACCAAGGGUGGAAUGCAAGGCACCUUUAAAAUGCGAAUACCCAAGCAAUUAGUAUCUAAGGCAGAGCUCAAACUUCGUUCAUAUGUAAUCGAUGAUUUACAUUGCGGCGGACCUGAAAACUUCAUAAAGGUAACAGUGCCCGAUUUCUUAAAAGAAUACGAAAAUAUUGAGGCUAGUGAUUUUAAUUUGGGCAUUGCGUUAAGUAUUGUCAGUGCACUUUUUCUGUGCAUCAUUGUUUUGGUAUUGACAAUUUGUUGUUGGAAGCGAAAUAAAUUGGCGAAAUUUCAAAAUGGCGUUUUGGAAAAGGACGAAAGCUGCUUAGCAAACAUGGUCGAAAUGGAGGACAACAUUAACUAUGUAGAUAAAUACGUAGAG